AGUUUCCUGAGUAGGAAGAGUCGGCUCUGUCCCUUCCUAAUCAGGGCGUCCGUGUUGGUUGACCAUUCCAGUUUAUUGUUUAGAAGAACACCCAGGUACUUGUAGGAGGUCACCCUCUCUAUGUCCGUACUCUCGAUGUUCAUCAGUGCAGACAUCAGCGAAGAUGUUUGUCCUGAGCGGCUGGGUGCUGAGCCUUCUCACAUUAAAGAGGAAGAGAAGAAAAAAGAGGUAUCCUACUCAAAAGAGGAAGAGGAGCAGCAGGCCCAUUAUAUUAAAGAGGAGGAGCUCGAGCACCCUUGCACAAAAACGAAGGUGGAGGAGCCUAGAGACAUCAGCAAAGAUGUUUGUCCUAAGCGGCUGGAUGCAGAGUCUUCUCACAUUAAAGAGGAAGAGGAGAAAAAAGAGAUCUCCCACUUAAAAGAGGAAGUGGAGCAGCAGGCCCAAUAUAUUAAAGAGCAGGAGCUACAGCACCGUUGCACGAAGGUGGAGGUGGAUGAGCCCCCUGACAUCAAAGAAGAGGAGGAGGAGGUUAUCUGCAAGGUGCCAUUUACUGGUGUCCUUCAGAAGAGUAUAAAUGAGGCGGACAGAGAGGCUCCAAGGACCAGCUCAUGUCAACACAUGACAACAAAAGGUGUUGGAAACCACCAGGAAGAAUCAAAAGUAUCUCCACGAUCAGAAAGUGACAACAUGUCAUUAAAUGCAGAUGAGGAGGAUGAAGAUGACUCUGAAGGUGAUCUGACAAGUAACACAGACAACAAACCCUGGAAAUGUUCUCACUGUGGGAAAAUGUAUGCUUGUAAAAGUGCUUUGGAAUUCCACAUCAGAACACAUACUGGUGCGACACCGUUCACCUGUUCAAACUGUGGCCGUAAAUUCUCUUGUAAGGCAAGCUUAAAAAUCCACACAAGAAUCCACACCGAUUUUCUGAGAAGGGAAAGUUAA
Molecule: messenger RNA, 942 nt
Organism: Hippocampus zosterae (dwarf seahorse)
Lineage: Eukaryota; Metazoa; Chordata; Actinopteri; Syngnathiformes; Syngnathidae
Product: zinc finger protein 37-like
Exons: 4
Coding region: 121-942 (273 amino acids)
Source: RefSeq, a predicted model, not a curated record